Molecule: messenger RNA, 294 nt
Organism: Dentiscutata erythropus
Lineage: Eukaryota; Fungi; Glomeromycota; Glomeromycetes; Diversisporales; Gigasporaceae
Source: the annotation of a GenBank genome assembly
CUCAACACCUUGAACAAGCAGAUGAAAAUCAAGAUAGUCUAGUUAAAUCUAUUACUCCACCAGAGGAUGCUGAUCCUUUAUUAACAUCAAAUCAAGUGGAUAUUGUUCCAGAAGAAGAUUAUAAACUUGGACGUGUCAUUUCCAAUUCUAAUAAAUCUGUAUCAUCUGCUGUUUUGGCCAACCGAAGGAAUGAUCUUGAAGCUAACAUGAAACAUGAUUAUGAGUAUACAACAUGGGAAUUAGUUCAAAAAAUUGGAAGAAUGAGUCGUCAAGAAAUAUCUGUUCUUUUCAUUG